Messenger RNA from Schistocerca nitens (vagrant locust), 1887 nucleotides. RefSeq names its product serine/arginine repetitive matrix protein 1-like. The coding region runs from base 1 to 1887 and encodes 628 amino acids. The record is from RefSeq and is a predicted model, not a curated record. NCBI's taxonomy places the organism in Eukaryota, Metazoa, Arthropoda, Insecta, Orthoptera, Acrididae. The transcript has 12 exons.
AUGGCGCUCCCAUCUCCCCGCCUUCGUCACUACAGGACGAUGACAGCCAUCUGCUUCGUCUGCAACCUGCCCAUCCUGAGCCACCAGGUGGGGCUCGUCUGGCAAGGUGGCAAUGGCUGGGACGACCUCGUCCGGGAGCAGGUGGAGGAGUCGACGCUGCGUCAGCGGCUGGGCGCGGGGCGGCGCGACUCGGCGGCGCAGAUCACGUCGGUGUCGCCGCCCACCGAGACGCAGGAGACGUCGCCGCCCACGACGGCGGGCCGGCGCCGGCGCUCCUCCCUGGCCCAGCUGACCGACAUCCUGCGCGAGUGGGGCGGCGGCAGCUCGCACGGAUCCCGCUCGCUGAGAGGCUCCAGCCACAAGGACCCGCUCACCAGUCGGCGGGAGACGCUGGCGGACUUGGCCAAGUCGCUGCCCUGGGGGCGCUCCUCCACGACGACUUCGGCGCCGCCCCCGGAGACGCACACCUCGUCAGGGUUCGGCUUCCGCAAGAGGCGCGAGUCCUCGGCGGACGCCACGCUCACUGGCCGCAAGCGCAGGGAUUCCUCCGCCAUCUCUGACCUCAGGUCUGACCUGGCGCGGCUGUGGUCCUCGCGGCGGGACUCGAGCGCGACAUCUGGAGCGACCAUCAUCACUGCCAGGGACCCAGCUCAGCGGCGCGGCUCUGGGGAGUCGGCCAGGAGUGGUGGGCGCCGGGACUCCGCCACUGUGAUCGCCUCCUCUGGCUCCAGGAGGGGCUCUGGAGAGUCUGCGCGCUCAGGGUCUAAUGAACUAUUUAUUUCCUUCAAUAAAGCUUGUAAGGAAUAUCCUAUUCUACAGAAGAACAAGUCAGUAGCUUCAAUUGAGGAUAUUUCUCAAACUGUUAUUGACCUGUCUGAUGAAGAGUUUACUGAAGAUGAAAUUACUGUUCUAGCCAAAGAAGGCCACUUUCCUGUGACGCCUUUAAAGGUACCUGUUGAAGAUGAGCAGCGGCCGUCGACGUCGUCCACGGCGUCGGACUCGGGGCCGUCCAUGGCGGUGCCCGCGCCCCCUCCGUCCUCCUCCGUGUACUACAAGAGCCGGCGCGACUCGCGGUCGCACGCGUCGCCGGAGCGGCGCUCGUCGGGCAAGGAGUCCUCGGGCAAGUUCCCGCGGCUGCCGCGCCAGUCGACGGCCGUCGACGAGAGCUCGCUGCCGCCGGGGCCCACGCUGUCGCCAGACCUGCAGCCCGCGUCCGACGACGGCGGCGGGGGGCCUCCGGGCCCGGGGGCGGGGCGCAAGGCGCGCCGCGAUUCGCUCAGCCCCGACUCCGCCUCCUACAGCCGCGGCCGCCGAGACUCGCGCACACACCUCUCUCCGGACAGGGACCGCGAGGUGAGCGCGCGCCACUCACUGUGCAGUGCCCAGUUCCUCUCCAUCUCCUCUGCCUGCCCGUACGUGUGUCGUCGUCGUCAGGUGUCGCCGGUGGGGCGCACGCGGCGCGGCCGGCUGCGGCGGCAGUCGACGUCGAUCACGGGCGGCCCGCUGUCUCGCGCGGGCUCGGUGUGCCCGCCGCCGCCGCGCUCGCCCGACUCCUGCUCGUCCACCUGCUCCUCCAGGGACCCCUCGCCCUGCGCCCGCGAGCGCGCCGGCAGCUCGGCCGGGCCCAUCGCGCACGCGCCCGCCAUCCGCCGGCAGUCCACCACCGAGGAGAUCCUCAUCGCCAGGGGGUUCCGGCGGCAGUCUACCACUGAGGAGAUGAUUCGGUGCCGCAACUUCCGGCGCCAGAGCUCGCAGUCUGCGGAGGAGUGCACGCGCUCCCGCGGCCGUCGCGACUCGUCAGCGCAGAUCAUCGACGGCACUUUCGCCACCAUGACCGUCGAGACGAGCAGCACCUUCUUCGACUCGAGCACGCAGACAGGUGAGUAG